Eleginops maclovinus (Patagonian blennie) is the source of this 1186-nucleotide messenger RNA. RefSeq names its product canopy FGF signaling regulator 1 (gene cnpy1). The record is from RefSeq and is a predicted model, not a curated record. NCBI's taxonomy places the organism in Eukaryota, Metazoa, Chordata, Actinopteri, Perciformes, Eleginopidae. Bases 401 to 967 code for a protein of 188 amino acids. Gene Ontology annotation, cellular component: endoplasmic reticulum. The transcript is spliced from 7 exons.
ACAUGUUAAGUGUUAAUUAAAUUCCUGCGUGCUAAGCAGAUAUAGCAAAGUGUUGUUCUUAUCUUACUUUGAAAGUUUUGCACGGAAAGUGAAAAUUUGUAGUGUAGUUUGAAUGAAAGUUGUCGAGUGCUGACGAUAGGUGAGAUAUUAACAUGUACAAAGUAAAGUAGUGGAUGGCAGCUCAGCAGUGUGUGUGACACGGCAUUCAUCAGUCGGAGAACCCGUGCUGUGGAGAUCUGCUGUCAGGGUCACUGUCAGUGGGGGACCCGGGCCUUGUUGACGAGACCGGUAGCAGAGGGGAAGAAGCUGUUCAGGUGGACAGAGGUUUUGGUCCUGAAGGAGCGCAGCCUCCUGCCAGAGGGGAGCGGGGUACACAGGCUGCCUCUGUCAGGUUAUCAAUAUGGCGUCAUGGAUUAUUCAUGUGACUAUGAUGGUGCUAUCUGUCUUCAUCAGUAGCAGCCAGGGGAAGAGGGACAGGCAGCUCUACUGCUCUGCAUGCAAGGCCAUUGCUGACGAACUGAACUACUCAAUCAGUGAGGUGGACCCAAAGAAAACUAUCCACGUUGGCGGCUUUAGACUCAACCCAGACGGAACCAUGAAAGACAACAAGGUACCCUUUGCUCGCUCAGAGACUCACCUCAGCGAGCUCCUGGAGGGGGUGUGCAACAGCAUGAACGACUAUGCCCUCCAUGUUGACCCAGACACCCAGCACAAGCAGUACAAGAGGUUUGCUCCCAGGAGCAGCGGGGCCCCCGGGGACUUCCCUGACUUUAACCACUUCCAGUUCGACGGACCGGAAGCAUCCAACGCUCUGAAGUUUGCAUGUGAGACGCUGGUAGAGGAUCUGGAGGACGACAUCAUCUCGUUGUUCAGACAGGACACAGAGAAUGUGAGAGAGGAGUUAUGCAGCAGAGUCUCAGGUACACGCACUCUGACCCAACUCCACACCACACAGACUCUUCUGUGAUGGAGUGGUCUCACUCUCAGCUGAAGGAGGCACCACCCCUCAGACUACUGUAAAGAUAGCGGUCGCACCAACGAGGAAUUGUAGAUUUUGAGAGAACGGAUGUGGGACCAGCUUUGUUGCCGAGAUCACAACAAAAAUAAAACAAUAUUUCAAAUAAUCUGUUUUUGACAAAUGACCUUUUUCUUUAAUAAAUAAUAAAAAAACAAACGUUGAAAUGUU